Myotis lucifugus (little brown bat) is the source of this 850-nucleotide messenger RNA. RefSeq names its product activating signal cointegrator 1 complex subunit 2-like. NCBI's taxonomy places the organism in Eukaryota, Metazoa, Chordata, Mammalia, Chiroptera, Vespertilionidae. Bases 1 to 477 code for a protein of 158 amino acids. The transcript has 5 exons. The record is from RefSeq and is a predicted model, not a curated record.
AUGAAGGAUAUCACGGGCCUGUCCUACCGCGGCGAUGACUAUGAGGAUGAGUAUGACGACACGUAUGAUGGCAACCAGGUGGGCGCCAACGAUGCCGACUCCGACGAUGAGCUCAUCAGCCGCAGGCCCUUCACCAUCCCUCAAGUGCUAAGAACCAAAGUGCCCACAGAAGGGCAGGAGGAGGAUGACGAGGAGGAGGAGGAAGCUGAAGACGAGGCCCCCAAGCCCGACCAUUUUGUGCAGGACCCUGCGGUGCUACGGGAGAAGGCAGAAGCCAGGCGCAUGGCCUUUCUCGCCAGGAAGGGGUACCGACAUGACAGCUCAGCAGCUGUGGCCGGCAGCCCCCGGGGCCACGGGCAGAACCGUGAGACAACCCAGGAACGCAGGAAGAAGGAAGCGAACAAGUCGACACGAGCCAAUCACAACCGGAGAACCAUGGCCGACCGCAAACGAAAUAAAGGCAUGAUUCCCUCCUGAAGCCGCCACGCCAGGGCCCUCGAGGAGGCAGCGGUGCCAAGCCCGCCAGGCUGUUUCCAUAGCUCGAGGCCUCCUCGCCAGAGACCCAAGUUCAACUCGACCCCUCAGCAGCCUCAGCUUUGCAGCCCCUGAGAAGGCCGCCUCGUUGUCCACCAGCCAGCCGUGAGCACCCUCUUGCAGAACACACAGUGCCUUAUCCCACAGCAGAGGAGCCCCUGGGCCAGCAGCAGGCAGAAGGGAGGGACAGAGCCCCAAGGCGAGGCCCAAAACCUCUUGCAGCCAGACACCGCUUCCCUUUUCUCUGGACGGCAGGAAACCUGUGUAUUCCAAACAAAAAAGGCCUGCGAAUAAAGCGUUUGACCCUUUUAAGCAA